AUGCUUUGCGCAUUCAUCAUCUGGACUGCGUGCGCCGGUGAAUUCGCGAAGACUGGCGUCCAGGCUCAAGGUAAUGCUGUCAUAGCCAUGAUCUAUGUUUACUACCUCUUCUACAACCUGGCAUGGAGCGGAAUGCUGAUCGGCUACGGAGCUGAAAUCCUGCCGUACAACCUACGUGCGAAGGGCCUGACCUUGAUGUUCCUGAUGGUCGACGUUGCUCUUUUUUUCAACCAAUAUGUGAACCCGAUCGCUUUGGACGCCCUGGCGUGGAAGUACUACAUCGUGUACUGCGUGUGGCUGGCCUUCGAGCUUCUCGUGGUCUACUUCUUCUACAUCGAGACCCGGUACACGCCGCUGGAAGAAAUUGCAAAGCAUUUCGAUGGCGCGGAGGCAGUUGUCGGCGGGGCUGCCGCGAGCGAGAAAGUGCGUGUCAUCGCGGCCGAAGAGGCUGCGUACGGCAAGACCCCGUACGCGGUGGAGCAUAAGGAGCUGUAACGAGGAAGCGUUUAUCCUCUUGCUACGGGGCUGUACAUAACGGGAGACAUUGGACAUUCUGGAUGAGCCAUCGUGCGGCAUGGCUUGGCUUUCGCUGCUCUUUGAUAAUUGCCGAAAGACUGGCCGACUGCUUUCUCUCUUCGUGUCAGAUAGCUGGUCGUGACUUCCACUCACUAGAUCGCUCUUGCCUCAGUAGUGCAGGUCGAGGCAGCCACUGCGCACUUCCAAAUCUCACGAUCACUUCACUUCGCAUUCAUCUCAGCACAAAGCAUUCUGACUUCGCUGGCGGCGCACCAGUCUCCCGAGAAAUUCACUGCUGGAAUCAUGGUUUGGAUUCCCGUUUGCAUCAUCAGCACGAUGCCCAUUGCUGACCAUCUCAGGCGCCAAAGACACAGUGCAACGCGCUGAAGCUCGCGCAGAUCGUCACCUGGAUGCAAAGGUCGCGCUCGGUCUUCAGUCUCAAAGACCUCGAGAAAGAGCUUCCCAAAGUCGCCGGAGUCAGCAGCAUUCAGGUCAAAGACUAUAUCCAAGCACUUCAAGAUGACAGCAAAAUCAGCUGCGAGAAGAUCGGAUCUGGAAACUGGUUCUUCAGUUUUCCCUCCCAGGCCAGACGUGAGGCCGACAGCAGCCUCAAGAAGGUGCGUGGCGACCACGAGCAGAUCAGCGGCAUUGUGAAAGAUCUGCACCACAAGCUCGCCGAGAGAGCUGCACAGCUGGAGCGGGAGGAGACGAUGACGGAUGCCGGUCAGGACAGCCGGGCAGAGCUGAUGCACGAGAAGGUCGUCCUCGAAGCGGACCUGCAAACACUCCGCAAACAACUUGCCGCAUACAGCGAAGACGAUCCUACCGAGAUGCAGCGACGGGAGACGGAGUGCACGAAGCUUUUCCAUGAUGCAGAUCAAUACACGGACCAGAUCGUGUCGAUGGAGGAGUGGCUCGAGAAGAACUACGGCAGAGAAGCGGUGUCUGCGUCCCGCUUUGAGUAUGGCGAGGAAUGGGACAGCGAAGAGUUUGAGAUGACGCCACUAAGCGAUCCGAAUGGGCUGGAAGGCGCAUCUGUGUGAGGGAGUCUGUAUAAUGUGGCCUGAAGAUGUGUGGUGCCGGCUCGGAGGUUCUGUUUGACCAGAAAAUUCUCGUUUGCUGAGAUCCCUGCUCGCAAGGACAAACGCGUGCUGUCGCGUGACUCGCGUCUAACUGAGACCUGCCCUGCCUGCCCUUGUUCAUAUAACACGCUGCUGUUGCCUGAACCUUGGUCCCGCUUCAAGCACACCCAUCCCGAACUUCCUCUUUGCAAUCUGCUUCCACUUCGUUCGUCCGUCCAAAUUGCUUACGAUGUCAGAUUCCACCGCAGGCUCCAUCAAUGCUGAAGAGCUCCAGCAAAAGUGCGCAAGAUGUUCAAAGACUGGUGGGCCACUCAAGAAGUGCGCCAAAUGCAGAUCGAUCCUUUACUGUGACAGAGAGUGCCAGACACUUCACUGGAAGAUGCACAAAAAGGAGUGCAGUC
Messenger RNA from Pseudocercospora fijiensis CIRAD86, 1999 nucleotides. RefSeq lists its product as uncharacterized. The transcript has 3 exons. The coding region runs from base 927 to 1559 and encodes 210 amino acids. The record is from RefSeq and is a predicted model, not a curated record. NCBI's taxonomy places the organism in Eukaryota, Fungi, Ascomycota, Dothideomycetes, Mycosphaerellales, Mycosphaerellaceae.